Molecule: messenger RNA, 1143 nt
Organism: Glossina fuscipes
Lineage: Eukaryota; Metazoa; Arthropoda; Insecta; Diptera; Glossinidae
Product: succinate--CoA ligase [ADP/GDP-forming] subunit alpha, mitochondrial-like
Exons: 3
Coding region: 1-1143 (380 amino acids)
Biological process (GO): tricarboxylic acid cycle
Cellular component (GO): succinate-CoA ligase complex (ADP-forming); mitochondrion
Molecular function (GO): succinate-CoA ligase (GDP-forming) activity; succinate-CoA ligase (ADP-forming) activity
Source: RefSeq, a predicted model, not a curated record
AUGUCAUGCUUUAUAAAUGUAAAACGUGUACUGAAUCGAAGUUUUUUAGAGUCCUUUCAAAAAUUGCUGAUAACGUCGCGACGUUCGCAGACAAGUGAUUGUUACGCGAAAACAAUUCCAAAUCUAAUUUUAAAUAAAGAUACUAGGGUUAUAUGUCAAGGUUUUACAGGCAAGACGGCCACAUUUCAUUGCAAAGCAGCCCUGGAAUACGGUACUAAACUGAUGGGUGGAGUUUCGCCAAAGAAAGCAGGCGAAGUACAUUUGGGUUUACCCGUAUUCAAGUGUGUAGAAGAGGCGAAAGCUGCCACGCAACCUCAUGCGACCAUAAUAUACGUUCCACCGGCAAAUGCUGCUAAAGCGAUAUUGGAAGCGGUCGACGCAGAAAUACCAUUAAUUGUAGUCAUUACCGAAGGUAUACCACAACAUGAUAUGAUAAAAAUUCAAAAUUAUCUUAUGGAUCAAGAUAAAAGUCGUUUAGUUGGUCCUAAUUGUCCCGGUAUUAUAGUGCCAGAGCGUGACACAACUCCGACAAUGCCUCUCUUAUGUAUAUGGCCGGGCAUUAUGCCCAAUUUGCACUGCUCUGGCGCCCUAACCUAUGAGGCCGUUAAUCAAACCACCUUCUAUGGUUUGGGUCAGACGUUGUGUAUCGGCAUAGGAGGUGAUCCUUUCAACGGCACCAACUAUAUUGAUUGUUUAGAGGUCUUCUUAGAUGAUCCUGAAUGUAAAGGAAUCGUAUUAAUUGGAGAAAUCGGUGGCGACGCCGAAGAGAGGGCCGCUGAAUUUUUAAUUGAACAUAACAGCGGUGAAUGUCGUAAACCUGUUGUCAGUUUUAUUGCCGGAUUAACAGCACCACCUGGCCGUCGUAUGGGUCAUGCCGGAGCCAUUAUAUCGGGCGGUAAGGGUGGCGCCAACUAUAAAAUUAAAGCUUUGGAAGCUGCCGAUGUUGUAGUUACCCUUAAUCCCGCAGCUAUCGGACUACGGGAGACUAUUAAGAUGAAAAAAAAAGGAGAAAUUUAUUAUUACAUGAAUAACAGUAGUAGUAGUAGUAGUAGUAGUGGAGAAUGUGCUGAUGCUGUCGUCAAAGAGGACAAGGAGAUGGUGAAUAUGGAACACGAACAAAAUACAAAAUGCUUACCAACGUAA